Molecule: messenger RNA, 2442 nt
Organism: Penicillium soppii
Lineage: Eukaryota; Fungi; Ascomycota; Eurotiomycetes; Eurotiales; Aspergillaceae
Product: fungal specific transcription factor domain-containing protein
Exons: 5
Coding region: 1-2442 (813 amino acids)
Biological process (GO): DNA-templated transcription; positive regulation of transcription from RNA polymerase II promoter by galactose
Cellular component (GO): nucleus
Molecular function (GO): RNA polymerase II cis-regulatory region sequence-specific DNA binding; DNA-binding transcription factor activity, RNA polymerase II-specific; zinc ion binding
Source: RefSeq, a predicted model, not a curated record
AUGUGGGCUCUUCUAGCCUAUGUAGCGUGCGUGAAAAGCGCACAAAACGAGGUAAUUACGCUUCAAAAGCAUGCCUGUAUUUCGAAGAAACGUGAUUGUCAACAAAAGGGAGCCGAUAUGAGAGGAAGAUGGCGGAAGACUGGCCAAAAUUGUGCGAACGAGAGGGAACAAAGCUCAAGUGGCGUGAACACGCGAGACAAGCGUGACCGCAGCGUUUUACAGUCUCCUGGAUUGCAUGCCCUUGAAAGUCUUCCUGAAGAUUCAAGUGGACUUAAGAACUUCCCAGAUGAGAGUAUAACACCGUUCUCUGGCGAGACAUCUCUGGCCCAUAACAUAACCGUUGUUGAGGACAGACUAGAGCAGAUGGGCGUGAGAUAUUCUAGACUGCGAUCUGAACCACCGAACAACCCUUUUUCGUCCCGCUUAACCCCAUCACCACGCGCAUCGGUGAAUGAAAAUCAUCGACAGAAAACGUUGAGCUACAUACAUCAAGUUCUAGACUCCAAUGGAAUCAUACCGAAUCGAUCACAAUGGGACCGAGCUAUGCACACAUUCUGUGACGAGGUCCAUAUUCUUGUUCCAUUUUUACACUUGCCAUCUGUGUGGGAAGCAUAUGAAAGCAUGUGGGCAAGCUUAUCCGUCCCUAACGCAAGCCAUCAUUUUCGACGCAGCGAGUGGAGAUUUACCUUCGCGUGGGUUUUGUUGUGCCUUGCUAAUGGUACAUGUGUUGAGUCUUCACGUGUGGAUAACCAGGACAGACAGUACUCUGCCGGCUGGAGCUUGUACCGAGCAGCGAGAGACAUUUUUGGGGAUCUUUUAGAUGUGUUCAGUCAGUGUACCGAUCAGAUCCUCUUGUUGCAAAAUAUUGUCUUGAUGGUUGUAUAUCUUUUUCGACUAGAUGCACAUGGGCCAGCAGAGAGGCUCUUGGCACUUUCCAUAUCUCAUUCGCACCACAUCGGACUGCAGCGUCGUCAAGUGGUGGAGGCAAUGAACCUCUUUGAUGGUGAAAUGUCUCGUCGUCUCUGGUGCUGCAUAUACCUCAUGGACAGGAGAUUGGCGAUUGAGACUGGUCGUCCAUUCCUAAUCCAGGACUUGAAUGUCGAUAUUGGUCUUCCUCAACAUAUGAGCGAUGAGUUGCUUAGCAAACAUCGAGGAGGCUCUCAUCUGCUGCAUCUCGAUGGUUUUGCCUGUGGAAAGCUUCACACUACAGUACCAUAUCUUAUUGCUAUGGUCAGCUACUCAAAGGUCAUAGGUAAAGUCUGGGAAGCUCUUUACGGUGCUUCAACAUCGGACUCUGCCCCAAGUCCGCUGCUCAAAGAGUACUUGGAACUGCUCAUAACUCAAUCCCAAAGUGACCUCCAACCGGAGUUUUGCUAUGACCCACAACAGCCAGGAAGCUACAAAGCAAAUGGAUUAGCUUGGUGGCAGAUCAAGCAACAAUUGAUGAUGCGAAUUCGGUGGUCGUCGCUUUACCUCCUAAUCAGGAAACCAAUGCUACAGCGAAAAGGUGGUUUAGAUUUACCAGCUCCAGAGAUCAUUGAAAAUGAGGUAAAAUGUAUGCGUCUGGCCCAAAGCAUAUUUGAAGACUUUAGCAAUGUGCCGGAGGAUCACCCAAAGUACACCUUUCCGUUUCUGCACUACCUCACCAGUGCUACUAUCAUCGCUCUCGGGUUGAUCAUCAAACAAGGGUCUUUCAAACAUACUUACGGGAAGUUGACACUGGAAGCGGCACGAUCUCUCAAGAAACAUUGCCGUAAAACCUGGGUCUCAGGCAGAAUGGCCCGGGCUGUAUGGAAGCUGAACCAAAUGGCGGAGGCAAUCAUGAAUUCAAGCUCACGUCUUCCCGAAAACUUGGGGAAUAGCACUCAACAGAAACUUUCGUCGCGAGCAACCCAGAAGUCGCAUGAGGACAUAUAUCAUGAGGCACCCAAGACUUGUCAUCACUUACUGGAACAGAGACCAGAUUUUGCCCCAUCGUGCGCAAGCUGCAAUGAAACAGAUUCAACGUUAUCUAAUUUCAGUCGCCCGAUACAACUUCGACAAGCUAUUCACCGAGAUCCAUCGAUCAUGAGUCACUUGCAACUGGACCAGCGGCAUCUGGCAGCGAAUGAAGCUGAUUUUGAAGAGAGACACACGAGAACCCCCAUAUCCAGCCAGCACAUCUCAAGGAAUCUUCGUCAUGAUGAAUCGGACCGUGGCGCUGAGGGCAAUAUACAAUGUGAAGCACACAUGCUGGGAAUACAACCUUGUUCCCCCGGUGAUGCAGCUCCUAACCUAUGGGAUGUUCCUUCGUCUUUCUCGCUCCCCCCAGGCAGGAAUGUGGCGGUAUCAGAUCCAAAUGCCUGGCUACCUGGAGAAAUGAUAGAUGGCGGAAUUGAGUGGCUACAGACGUUAUUCGCAAGCGAUCAGGAUACGGAAAUCCCAUCACCGUGGGAUUUGUAG